AUGGGCGAUAAUAGCGAGUGGGAGUUUGUAUUCCCAAUCAGUUGGCAAAACUUGGAGAACCCAUGCUCACAGUCACGCUAUUCUGUGCGGUCUACCAGGGAUGUGGAAAUCCGAGACCUGAAAGCUAUCAAUGCGGAGCUAAGGAAAAGUCCCUUAAACAUCGCCCAACAAGAAGUAUUCGAUGGGCUAUACUUACUAUUGAGGAGGAAUGCUAUCAAAAUGCAAGUGUUCCUACUAUGCUGGUGUUCGAGUCAGGGCGAGUCGUGCCGGGCAGCGGAUGAGGGUAGCAGCAGAAAGAAAAAGACCCAGAGCCCAGGAGAGCUGUGGAUGCCUGAGCAGGUGCGCACUCUGCGAGGGUUAAAUCAGCUUAUCACAGAGGACAUUGCCACCUUCUGGACGGCUGUAUACCCGGAGCAGGAGUUUUGCAGCUGUAUCUCAAAGGUCCCAUCCCGUCUCCUGGAGAACCCGAUCUACUGUCGUGACAUGGACAUCAUGGCAGUGAUCAGUGACAUCCUGGGCACGCUAUGCAUAGACUACAACCGCCUGUUAGACAUCACUACCAUUGUCACCAGUCUGGUACCUAAAUGCUCUCACAUGCCUGUGCCUGCUGUUCUCGUCCUGCAAGCCAUGGCCAAGAAGAACAAGCACAUCGCCAAUAAUGUGGUGUCUGAAAUCGUGCGCGAGAUGUCGCGACAUGACCCCAGCAGCAUGCAAACAGACACCGCUGGAGUCAAGUACACAUGCGAGUUCCUCAAGGAGCUGUCAGAGAAAAUGCCGGAGGCCACCUUCAACUCCAUCAGCUCUGUCCUGCCCCACUUGGAUGGAGAGUCGGCGACCUUUCGAUCCACCAUCCUGUAUAUGAUCACCCGUGUACAGAGCCUUUACCUCUCGCAGCUUGACAAACGGGCGGCCGAAGAUGACGAUGCAGGGGCUGACAAAGGUGUGCGUGCACGCGAUGAGUUCCUUGGUAUUCUCCUCGAACGGCUCCAUGAUGUGAAUGCGAAUGUGCGGAAACGCUGCAUUGACAUGUGGAUAUACUUGGUCGAACAGAAAUGCGUGCCCCUGACAUUCUGGGACGAGAUUAUCACUGGACUCAAAGCACGCACGUCCGACCGCACCAAAUCGGUGCGCCAGAAUGCGCUGAAGGCCCUGGGCGUGUUCAUCAUACAGAACCCCUACGGAAACAGUCUACAGCUGAGUAUACUCAAGGAAGGGCUGGCAAAAGAAGACUUCAAAUUGCGAGAGUUGAAGGCUGCACUCGACACCCAACAGGAAUCAGAGAAGCCUGAGGAGGACGCAAACGACGCCGAUGCGAAUGACGACAACGACAAGGAGGACCACGUACCAACUGCGUUGGAAAAGGAGAUUGCCGCACACGAGAAAGUAUUCCUGUACUUCAACGGAGCGGUGUCAUUCACGAAUCAAAUACACUCUAUGGCACCGGUUAUGGUCCAGUUGCUGGCCUCUAAAGACGUGUCCGAUGUCAAAGAAGUGAUUGAGCUGAUUCAAGUGUUGCAUGAUUUCGGCGUGGAAGCGAUCGUUCGGCCGGAGACAAACGAGGCCGACCCCCUGAGAACGAUGUUGAUGCAAAUCAAGUCACAGGACGCCGAUGUGCGAAAGAAAGUCAUUGAAACAUACGAGAAGGUACACCUGCCCAUGACAGAAGACAUGGACCCACGCGUAUAUAUCACCGUGGUAGUCAAAAAUCUCAUCGAAAUGGCUAUCAAUGCGUCUUUGGCGGAUCUCGCUUGUCUGAAAGACCUGGUCAAAGAACUGCAGCACCCCAAAGUGCGCAAGAUCCCGCCGGGUGUGGUUAAGAUGAUGUGGGAUGUGUUUACGCUCAAAGUACCAAACACAACCCAGGUGCACGCUAGGUCUGCGCUGAUUAUGCUGAGCUUCUUGGUAGAGUCGGAUGCGGAAUCGCUCAGGAAUAACCUCACCACACUGCUAGAUAUUUCCUUUGGCGCCCGGGGACGUCAGGACCCUUUGCUCGCGCAGUACGCGUGUUUUGCAUUGAUGCAUCUGCGGCAAAAUAAUGACAACACACAACGCCUUCCACACGGCGACCGGAUCUUCAGUGCUAUCUCCGAUUACCUCCUUGCCGGUUGCUCUAUAGACAUGGAUCCAUCGAGACAACACACACACUCAGAGUGGUUCAGCUCAGCGCAGGCCUGUAUCAAUCUGCUUUACCAUCUGUGCGACACUCCCGCCGACGUCUCCUGCGCAAUCAUACGCGGCAUGACAAAGCAGUUGGACCAGGCCUCCUCCAAGUACGUAACCGUAAAGAAAGAAGAAGAAGUGCCGGAGCAAAUUGACGACGAUGCUGCCCCAUGCACUCCCAUACCUCAGGCCAAGCUCCUGGCCAUCUCGUCCAAUGCAAGCGGUAUAGCUAAGGUCAUACUCGCACGCCUGUUGUUUACUGUUGGGCAUACGGCAUUCAAACAGCUAGUGUUGUGUGAGGAGAUUGAACUGACGCUCAAGAGGAGACAUCAGGCGGCAAAGGAGCUGCUAGAACAACGCAAGAAAGAGAGCGCGGCCCACGACGAAGACGAUGACAUGGUAGAAGACCUGGGUCUCCAAGCGGAAGAUGCGGAGACUGAGAAAAUUGCUGAGAUCAUUGAAAGCGAGCUCGUCGCAGGUGACGGGAGUUUGCUAGCGGCCUUCAAACCCUUGAUCAUCACUACCUGCCGCACCAGACACAGUGAUCCUUUAUUGGGGCCUAUUGCAGCGCUAGCAAUGUGCAAGUUCAUGUGCGUGUCGCAACAGUUCUGUCAGGACCAGCUACAGGUGAUCUUCACACUUCUGGAGAAGAGCAAGCAGGCGCUAGUACGAAGCAAUGUAAUGAUCUCUCUUGGAGAUCUAGCACAACGUCAUCCAAAUCUCGUUGAACCGUGGACCGCAAAGCUGUACGAACGAUUGAGAAAGGAUCCGGUCAUCAGUGUGCGAAAGAACACCUUGCUGGUGCUCACCCACCUCAUUCUCAACGAUCAGAUCAAAAUCAAGGGGCAGAUCAGUCAUAUAGCGGUGUGUCUGGAAGAUGAGGACUUGUGCAUCCGAUCUCUGGCCACCUUGUUCUUCUCAGAGCUCGCUAAGAAGGAGAACGCUGUCUACAACAUCCUGCCAGAUAUAAUCAGCAAACUGUCCAGUAAAAAAGAAUCGAUACCGAUUGAGAAGUUCAGGCGGAUAAUGGAAAAACUACUCACAUACAUCGAAAGGGACAAACAGUCCGAAUCCCUUAUCGAGAAACUGUGCAAGAGAUUCGAAUCCACCUACGAGUACAGGCAAUGGCGUGACUUGGCUUUCUGCCUCACAAAACUCAAGUUCACGCAAAAGGGCACGGAAAAGCUCAUCCAGAAUGAGAAGUGCUACAUAGAUAAGAUGGGCGAUGAAACUGUAUACAAAUGUUUCAAGGAUAUAGUCGCUCGGGUGAAGAAAAGCAAGCCCGAGACUAGGCCGGAGCUGGAGGAGUACGAAUUACGACUUGAGGCUAAACAUAAAGGGGAUGCCGAGCUGACCACAGAGCAAGGGGACGAGGCCUAUAUGGACACUACCGAAGACACGCAACUCAAAACUGAGCAGACGGCCACGGACAGCCCCUCCGCUCCAGAGAAAGCGGAUAUGGAUGUCGAGGCUUCACAAGGCUUCAACGAUCUUACACAGACCCAACCCCCAGAUAUCCUCUCCACGCAGGCACUGGCGGAAGACGUGAUCAUGCAAGACGCUGUGCCAAGCGAAACAACCUACACGCCACAGACUGCCGUGAAAAGGCAACUGCCAGUGUCUUCUGAUGACGAGGACAUAUAUAUGGUAGAUGCCACUCAGCCCGAGAAGGCAAAUGCAAGUCCGACCGACGCCUUCGAUGGCGAGCUGGAAAACAGGAAUCCAAAUAUAGCGUCGGUACUCGAGACGGAGAAAAGGCCGACACGAACUCGGCGCACCCGUAACACGCGUGGUAGCGUCAGGUAAACUACCCGACGAUCUAUAGCUAAUGAAAUAAACAAUUAAACACCAUGGUGUACGG
This is a messenger RNA of Sphaeroforma arctica JP610, 4021 nucleotides long. RefSeq lists its product as hypothetical. Gene Ontology annotation, biological process: mitotic chromosome condensation; mitotic cell cycle; meiotic chromosome condensation. Lineage: Eukaryota; Ichthyosporea; Ichthyophonida. The transcript is spliced from 32 exons. Bases 1 to 3966 code for a protein of 1321 amino acids. Gene Ontology annotation, molecular function: histone binding. The record is from RefSeq and is a predicted model, not a curated record. Gene Ontology annotation, cellular component: condensed chromosome, centromeric region; nucleus.